Messenger RNA from Ochlerotatus camptorhynchus, 9499 nucleotides. RefSeq names its product PI-PLC X domain-containing protein 3. Lineage: Eukaryota; Metazoa; Arthropoda; Insecta; Diptera; Culicidae. Gene Ontology annotation, biological process: lipid metabolic process. The record is from RefSeq and is a predicted model, not a curated record. Gene Ontology annotation, molecular function: phosphoric diester hydrolase activity. Bases 238 to 1224 code for a protein of 328 amino acids. The transcript has 3 exons.
CAAGGGACAAAGGAACAAAGUGUCGUGAAAAUUUCUGCAUUCGUUAAAUAGCAUUAAUUUAAUAUCAGUAUUUUAUGUAAAAAUAGUAUUAAUUACUAUUCCAAGUUACGUGGGCUGUACAAUAGUGCAAUCGUGUCGUGAAAUUGUAAGGUACCAUAGCGAAGAUAUUAGAUACAAGCAAACCGGUGAUAUAUACCGUACGCAUUCGGGACCAAACUUUAUUAACGUACAUACAGAAUGGCUGAUUUCACUGAAGAUCUGGAGAAUUGGAUGGGAAAGCUUCCACCAGAGUUAAGAGCUGUCCCAAUUAUCAAUCUAGCUAUUCCGGGUUCCCAUGACACCAUGUCAUACGGGAUUAAAAGCAAAUCACCAGUCGCACCCGACGCGGAACCGAUCGUUGAAUCACUGAAUAAGUUCAUUCCAUGCGUAGUGAGACGUUGGGCCGUCACGCAGCGCUACAAUGUUGUGGAUCAACUGAAAAGUGGCAUCCGAUAUUUCGAUCUGAGGAUUUGCAUGAAACGACCCGAGAACAAGUUUUAUUUCGUGCAUGGCUUGUUUAGCGAGGAAAUAACGGAACCUAUGGAACAGUUAAAAGAUUUUCUUCGGACUCACCCGCGUGAAUUUGUCGUACUAGAUUGUCAGCACUUCUACCUUUUCAACCCAACGGAUCACUGUGUUCUUUCGGCGGAAUUGAACAGGAUUUUUGAGAAAAAAAUCUACUCGCGUAACGUGAAUCAACUCAAGGAUUGUACACUGGAAUUAGCAACGGGCAAUGGCCAACAGGUGCUAAUUGUGUAUCGAAGCGAUGCGUGCGUCAACGACCGCUUCUGGUUGAGUCAAGAUUGGCCUACUCCAUGGCCAAAUGAAAUCAAGGUGAAACAGUUACGCCAGUAUCUCGAUGAGAAGUUGAGUCAACGCAAUCCAGAAACCGGUUUCGUUUCACAGUGCGUCCUUACGCCCAGUACUCGGUACAUAGUUCCCAGAUUUAUGUCGUCACUUCGAUCGACAUGUGCCAAGGAGGUGGACAGAAAAUUGUCAGAUUGGAUAAAAUCGCAAACUCCUGGUCCAUUCAGUGUAGAUGAUAAACCUAAGUCAAAUGUGUUUCUGGCAGACUUCAUUGAUAUUCAAAACAGUAACUUUUGUAAAAUUGUUGUAAGUUUAAAUAAGAAGAUACUAGACCAAAAUAGUAGUGCACAAAGCUCUCCAUCUAAGACAAGCGACUAAACGAGAAACUAGGUACUAAGCAACUAAACAACUCAAAGACAAUCGAAUGUUGUCUAAUGUUACGUCUAUAAAUAAACCAAACUGCAGUCACUACUGAGCAACAUUGAACUGACCUAGAUAGGAAUUUCUACUUCGAUAAACUUUACUACUAUUGAUAGUUGGUAUAACUAGGGUAAUGUCAUAUGGGCAUGUUUCUAUGCGCGUAAUGUUACAUGAUGUGUAAGUUCAUAUUCUAUUACUUAUCACGAAAGAGGUUGUUUGUUCUGAAGUUGGCUUCUGUGGCUUAUCUCUUUUAUGUUACAGAAUAUGUGUUCCAGUAAUGGUGUUUUUUUUUUAUAAUUGUUAUGGUAUGAUAAGGUCAUUUUACCGAAAUGAUGAUUAAAAACUAGUCAUUAGUAACUAGAAUGGGCCUCAUAACCUAGUCAUUAAAGGCACGGUAUUAUCAAGCCGGAGGCGGGUUCGAUUCCUGGUCCGGUCGAGGGAAUUUUUCGGGUUGGAAAUUUUCUCGACUUCCCUGGGCAUAGAGUAUCAUUGUGCUUGCCACACAAUAUACAAAUUCGUGCAUUGGUAUUGGCAUCGAAAGCUCUAAAUUAAUAACUGUGGAAGUGCAUUUAGAACACUAAGGCUCUGAACCAUUUGGUGGAUUAUUUUAAUUUUUGGUUAAAAUUUGACAGAUGAAAAGUUAUUGAUUAACCCUGCUAUCCGAGCGUGGUUACUUCUGACAGACAAGAAGUUAAAUUUUGACGACCGUGGCUCGAAAACCGGUCGAUCGGCAGCACGGGGGUUUUCGAACAUAAGAAAUAACUUUCGAAAUGUCACUUUUAACCACGAGUUAAAUUUAACUCGGCAAAUGGUUCACAGCCUAAGGCUCUGAACCAUUUGGCGAUUUUUAUUACUUUUGGUUAAAAUUUGACAGAUGGAAAGUUAUCGAUUAACCCUGCUAUCCCAGCAUGGUUAUUUAUGACAGACAAGAAGUUAAAUUUUGACGACCGUGGCUCGAAAACCGGUCGAUCGACAGCACGGGCAUUUUCGAACAUAAGAAAUAACUUUCGAAAUGUCACUUUUAACCACGAGUUAAAUUUAGCUCGGCAAAUGGUUCACAGCCUAUAUCUACAUCUUAAGGCUCUGAACCAUUUGGCGAUUUUUUUUAACUCUUGGUUAAAAUUUGACAAAUGAAAAGUUAUCGAUUAACCCUGCUAUCCGAGCAUGGUUAUUUCUGAUAGACAAGAAGUUAAAUUUUGACGACAGUACGGGGAUUUUCAAACAUAAGAAAUAACUUUCGAAAUGUCAUUUUUAACCACGAGUUAAAUUUAACUCGGCAAAUGGUUCACAGCCUAAAUUACUUCGGUGUACGGCAGUGUAGCAGCGGUGUAGCUACACCGCAAAAACGAAAACGACAUAAGGCUGUGUUCCAUUUGGAAAAUUUUCUCUUAGAUUUGACACUUCGAAAAUAAAUUAAGAUGUUCGAAAAUCCCUCUGUUGUUGAUCGGCCGAUAUCCGAGAAAGCGUUUGUCAAAAUUGAUUCCUUGUCUGUCAGAAAUAAGUCUGCUGGAAUUAAUGAGGUACAGAGAGAGGUGAAGCAGAUCGUGAAAUAUGAUUGUAUUAGUAAUCCAAAAAAAUCAACGUAAACUGUAAAACGUAAUCUGUCAAAUUUAAGUAAAAAUUCACCAAAUGGAACACAGCCUAAGUUGAGAGCACACAAUAACCUAAUAUGCACUAAGCAAUAAGCUUGAAAUGCGAAAAAGAAGAAGAAGAAGAAGAAGUAGCUAGAACGUUCUCUAUGGUUCGGAGAGAAAGAGAGAGAGAGAGCCGAUAAUUUAAUGAAAAUUAUGCAGAAAACAUUGGUACAAAACUGAAAACAACUGAUGAAGUCGUGUUGCCAAAAAUUGGACGGCACUAAAAUUACUUAGUUCCACUAUUGCUGGCUCAGCUACCCUGUUUAGAAAAAAAAAAUCAUAAAGGUUUCCCUUCUCUUUAUUUAUUUUCCUAUUAACUUGCCCAUUUUUUAUCAUAACAUUUAAAUACUGCUCCAUAUUUCGUCAACUCAUUUUUGAUAAAAAAAAAGUUCCAAUCGAUCUUGAAGUUACGCUGGAUUUUAAAUGCGUACUAGUUGCUAAACUAUAAUUGCACCAUAAUUUUUAAAAUAUUUAAAUAAGUCAUAGGAUCAUCACAUUUUUUUAAUCGUUUUUUUAAACACUACAUAUUUUAAUAAAUGAAAAAUUAGUUUGUCAGUAAAUUUUUACUAUAGAAGCUUUAAGCCUCCUGGUUAGUUGGCCUCUUGUAUGUUAAAAUAAAUCUCAUGAUCAAUUGGAAUCAGUCUCAUCAAAAUCGGUUAAGAACUGGUUAAAUGUAAGCAACACAAUUUUGUUUUGAAGAAAAGGGUUGAGUACGUAAUGGUUAACCACAAGGUGAAUCUUUGCAGAGUACUGUUUCGCAAUUCUUUCAAGCCAAAAAAUAAGGGUUUGUAAAUGUAACGUAACUGAAACUUUCCCUCCCCUUGGCUAGUUUUUGCACCUUGCUGUUGGUGGGCGGGCUUAAUUUCAUGCUAGUGGAGUGUUGGAGACGGUGGGUUUGUGGCCGACGUUGCUGGCUCAUGCCGCGAUAGAAUGGCGCCAUGGGCAGGCAAUGAGGAUUACUGAGCUUCCCCUCUCUGAUAAACCACUGCAUGAGAGAACAAAAGAUCUAGUCCAGCAGUGAUAGUAUCACACUUGUUACUCCUUUUAUUGAGAGCCGCGUCGUGGUACGCUUACGUAUAGGCACUGACGUUGGGUGUGAUACUGGCGGGUUUUGCCGCAAAUCACUCUUAUUUUAUUUAUUUUUACGCAGAUAGAUUUAUUUGGGUUUGCAAGGGAAUUAUACUAUUGAAAUAUUUCAGAAAGUGCCCAACGGUACUCCUUCUACUUGCGUGACAAGCUUUCAUUGUUGUUUUCAUUGAAGUAUUACUCAGGGAACAACUUUAAACAUCAUUUUUGUACAUGGUAUUGUAACUAAUCUUAUAUGUGCUUCAUUUUGAUUUGGGAUAAAUGUUUGAACUAUGGCUCGGGAUUUCCACUGUUGCGUGCUUCUAUUGUGAUAUAUCCAUACGUAAUUUUGUGGGACGACAUAGUGGAAACGUGUGAGCGUAGUUGGAGCAUAUACCCUAUAUAAUUUAAAAUCAGCUAGGAAACUAACUUCAAAAUGAAGCAUUUUAGUCACUUGAGGGUGUCACCUGGGUCGAACUAAGAUAUAAUAAAUAGGUAUAGGUCAAAAUCAAAAGUACUUGAAACACGUUUAAUUUUAGAUUACAAGCACAAGUGCAGGUACUUAAUAAAGCAUGGGUUAUGAUUGAUUAGGUGACUUAGAGCUUUUAAUAAUUUAUUAAUUUAGACUAAUGAGAUAUCAUAACCAUCAAAUGAAUUUAAAUAAUAAACUUCAGAAAGUUUAAUGACAUUAAGUAGAUUAACAAAAGAAUUAGGAGGCGGGUGGUCCGCUUAGGGAGGCAACUAACCUUUAUAGUUGUAGAAUAAAUCUUCUUAUUUAGUAUUGAAUUUAAAAAAAAAAGAAAACGCAGGCAGACCAAUAGCAUUUAGCAGAUUAACAAGGAAAGGAAUAGUUUAGGAAAAAAGUAAAAGUAGAGUUAUGUGACAGUUAUUAGCUUUUAAACUUUUGGAGGUAUUGUAUUCCCCUGAGUUUGUUGUACUCGAUUACUAUAUAAUUCUCUCAAUACGCGAAAUCUCUUAUAUAUGCGAUUAAAGCAUUUGAGUUAACUUAUUUCUUAGUGUUCAAGUACUUACAUUUGUAAACAGCAAUCAAUGUUAAUCUAUGAACUAAACCAUACGUAAAAUCGAUCUUUCCUUAUGUGGUAUUGAUGCAUGUUUAACUUUUCGCGGCUUUCGGAAUCAACGCGCCUACGUCUACGGAGCUUACGCAGAAGUGAUUUGCAAUGCGGUAGAGCUCACCAAAAGUUUUUUUUUUUUUUUUUUGAGCUUCUGUAGUAUAGAAUUUGUUCGGUACGGUCGCGAAAUCUUGAAAUGAUUGAUACGUGCGGUAAAAUAACUAAAUUGAAACAAAGCUCAACAGUAAAAUAAGUAGAAUAUUUAGGGAGGAAACCAAAAUUUAUCAACUUGCCAACAUAGGCUAUCACAUUUAUUUUGGUGGCACUCUUUAAGUGAUAAUAAGUUGUUUUUUUUUCUCUACGGUUGUUUCGCGUGGCGUUCACAAUUUGCGCGAUUUUCGUAUCUUACGUAAUUUAGAUGUUUAACUAUAAACGGUUUCACUGACUCGAGGUCGUUCCUUAAGCGGUGUUGGUACAGGUUAAACCUUUGCCGACUGUCGGAUUCAACGCGCCUACGUCUACGGAGCUUACGCAGAAGUGAUACGCAAUUCGGUAGAGCUUGUCAAACGCUUUUGAGCUUAUAGAAUUUGUUCGGUGCGGUCGCGAAAUCUUGAAAUGAUUGAUACGUUCUUUAAAUUAACUAAUUUGAUACAAAGCUCAGUAGUAAAUAAGUAGAAUAUCUAAGGAGGAAACCAAAAUUAAUCAACUUGCCAACAUAGGCUAUCACAUUUAUUUUGGUGGCACUCUUUAAAUGAUAAUAAGCCUUUUUUUUCUCGCUUCGGUUGUCUCGCACGGCUUUCGGAAUUCGCGCGGUUUUCGUAACUUACAUAAUUUAGAUAUUUCGUUCGAAACGGAUUUACUUAUUCAAUCGGUUUACUACGCGGAUGUAUCUACGCGCACACGUCACAGCAUUUUUUCUAUAACUAUCUUGAAACAAUACAUACGGAAUCCAGCGUUCAAGCGGUCAACAUAGGCUAGUCCUUCUGCUGUAUUGUCAAAGAUAGAAGCAAAAUUUAUUCAAAUGGGUCAAGUCUUGAAAAUUAAGCUGUCACGCAGCUCCAGCUUGAUACCAAUAAAAAAAAAAAAAAAAAAGUAAAUGUAACGUAACUGAAACUAGAAUCGAAUGUGAACAAUGUCUGAAAUAUAUAGAUCUAUAAGGUGUUUGAGUAUUUAGAUCUGUGCUCUGGAAAUGGCAAAGUGUCAUAAGAAAAAGGACUCCACAAAUUUACACCUUAUCCGUCAUUGUUGCAUAUCUAAAUCGCAACCGCUAACCCGCGUUUAGGACAACUCUUCAUUAAUUAGAACAAUAUUGAGAAGUCAGAGCUAUGAUUUGGUAGGUAGUUUAAAACUACGUGAAACUCAAAACCUUGUUAUUCAUCCAUAUUUCCUAUUUCGAUCAAAACUGAUUUUACAUUAAAAAAAAAGGUUAUCGGAGAUCCAUUUGGAUCGAAAUGGGAAAUAGCGAGCAUUACUUCUAUAAUUCUGUACGAAACUGUUACUCAAAAUCUGAGUUGUAUACAUGAUUUUUUGUAUACAUGAUUUAUUGUGAUUUUAAAACAAGUUCUUUUUUUCAAGAUUUAAACGGGUUUUAAUUAGGCCUUCAAUGACCAAAUUUGCUACUUGCGGUGCUACAAUUUCAAACUUUUAAUUAAAUGUUAUUAUAACAGUUUUGGAACGACCUUCUACCAGCGAUUUGAAAAAAAAAUUAAGCAAUAGUUUCCAGAUUAAAACAAGCUUAGCCUAAAUUUGACACUAUUUUCUCGAGGUUCCGGAAGAAAAUAUUUCAAAAUAUUGUUCCACGGCAAAGUUCGAGUGGUAAAAUACGUAAUUUUAAAUUGCUCGAAUGAUUUGAUGCAUUCUCAUUGAGCUUCGGAUUGAAAUUUGCUGAGAAAUUUUUUAUUACACCAUUUUUGAUACAUGCAGAAUGAUUUGAUUUCCUACUUAUAUCUUUUGUAUUUGUGUACUUAGGGGGGCUUCCCUUUUAGCUCAAUCGGUUAAGAUAAAGGCUACUAUUUGUAUUCUCGACCCGGUUUAUUAAUGUUUCGGCUAAAGACAUUUCUAUACUUCCCUAGACCGAAUAUAUACGGACGAAUGCAAAAAUGAUUACUGCAACUGCAGAAGUUUUUUUUUUAACUUUAUUAAAGUGAUUUCUAGUUGAGGGCUAGUUCAUCACAAACUGCGGAAGUGCUCCAGACGUAAUGUCAUAGAGGUAACUCUAAGACUAGUAGGUCCCGAAGAAACGUGCUCAACUUUUUGGCUCGCUCUGGUACUAUCUUCGGUCCCAAGCUAAUCGAUGCACCCCUCGAAAUAUAGGAAAAUCCACGAACCCCUCAUUUUAUCUGUCAAAUUUUCAUAGCAUAUCAAAACAAACAUUGUGUAGUACUAGAAUUUCGACUAGAAUGGGGUACGUUAAUCGAUUUGCUUGGGACCAAUGGGCUAGUCAAGUAGUGAGCCAAUUUAAAAUCGAUAGUUUCGUAAUGAUUGUUGGUAAUAUGCCGGUUGGGUCGUAAAAGUCAAAAAAGAAGUUUUUUUUUAAUGUAUUUAAACAUUAAUAUUUGACUACCUACAUUAAAUUUUCAUCACAGUUGAGAGAGCAGGCGUCAUGUCUUUAAUUGGUUUACUUUUUUUUUAUUACGUCAACAACCUUCAAAGCGGCGCCGGUGGUGUAAUAGUUAACGUGACUGCCUCUCACUCCAAAGGGCCUGGGUUCAAUCCUAAUCUCUGAAAUCUCUGAUCAAGCCUUCCUUCGGAAAGGAAGUAAAGCCGUUGGUCCCCGGUCCAUGAGUUGUGACGGGUCGAUAGGUAAGGUCCAGGUGUGGGAGCUGCCUUCCUGGCGUCGGUAGCAUUGGUACUCAGUACGGAAAACAAGAUCGACGGAAAACAAAUUAAGGAAAAAAAAAGUGAGAAGUCAUUCUGUUCGUUCGGCUUUCAUGUGCAUGAGCAUAAAUACCUAAGAUAGUUAAAAAAUAGAAUAAUUAAGAAUUGUUAAAAUGGAUUACUUUCUCGAGUCCGUUAAAUUUGUAUUUUUUUAUUGUGAUUUUAGCCGUAGGCUAGUUCAUCACGUUUGAUAGCAGAAGGUUAGGCUUAGAAGCUGCAUCGAAAGAGAGGUUUCAAUUUGACAUUAACGUAACAUACAACUGGCUCUAAUUACCCACCGAAAGAGACAGACAACAUUUUAAAAACUUAAUGUAAAAUGAGAAUUACAACGGAACUGUGGUAAGGAAUGGGUGGAUCUCCACCGUAGGAGACAGUGCAUCCGUCCGGCAGAGACACUCCGACGGCAAAAAAAGUACAAAGGUGAAGAGAACACGAUCGGCGCAGCCAAAGACUAGAGGACUAGAUUUGGUUGUACAGGUGAGUACAGUACAACCCAUAAUCGCAUAUCAGUCCCAUUUUUUCUUCAUUUCCUAUCCAUAUGGGACUGAUAUGCGAUUAUGGGUAGAGUACGUGUUCCACCGAGGCACAGUGGUCUAGAACUUUGAAAAAACGGUCAAAAGUCAUUAUCUCAUGAAUCUUGCAUUUUAGACUAGUAAUGUCUUCUGGAAAGUUUCUGGAUAUAAAAUGCCCUUUUUUUGACAAUGACAAACCAAUGAUUAAUCCUCCUAUAAGAGAGAUUCAAAAUUAUUUUUUCCAAAACUUCCAUAUGCCGGUUCGGUGUCUUCGACAACGUGUUAGAAAAUAUCGAAACAAGAAAGUUUGCUGAAGACACUAGGUGGCUAUUUCUUCAUCUCAUAGAAAUAUGGAACGUUUUUGGUGGAAAACCUCAUAAUAAAAGUAUCUACUUAAUAAUUAAUUUCUUUAAACUUCUACUGGUUUGAAAUGUUCUACAAAAUUAUUCAAAACAUUAAUACACAUAAGUUUGAUGAAUAUCAUAGCACACUAGAUCGCUAAAUAGGUAAGUUAUUAUUGGUUUUGCUCCAAAAAUAUAAUUUUUAGCCACAUAAUUACGAUUUACUACCAUUUCUAACCACAUCCCACGACAAAACCAAUAGGAAUAGUUUUUGUCGUGGGUACAAAAAAUAAAGUAUUACAAAUAUUAAACAAAAUCAAAUCUAUGUUAAAAAAAAAACCAAAAAAUAUCUAUUGAAAUCAAGAAUUACUUGCCUAUUUUAAAGUGCGGUGCAGUGUAUAAUCACACAUAUAUCACAUAUCUAAUGGAUGAAAUCCAUGUGAUUUUCACAUAGCUUUCCUGUGAUCACAUAGCAGCAAAUCCCACCACAAAAUCACAUGAAUCUUAUGAGGUCCAUGAAAUUCAUAUGAAAAAUCAUAUAAAAUAAAUGUGAUCGCAUAAAUGUUAUGUGAAAUUCAGAUGAAUUCCAUUAAUUUUGAUUAUGGAUGAAAAUCAUGUGCGUUUCCGAUGGAAGCUACAUGAAAACUAUUUUCGAUGCAGAAAAUGUAUGUAUCACAAACGAAGUGACAGACGACUAACUGGCGAAGAAAUCCAUUAAAAUAAUGUGGUUC